CGAGCGAGGGAGUAAGCCAGUUGGUGUUGUUUUGUGGUGGUGAGAGGGCGCUUCUCUAGGGGUUGAAGCUGACACUGCUGCUGCUGGGUUAUCCAAGGGUCAAUGUGUGAACUUGAGAAGAGUGGGAAUCUCCCAGUGUUCAGUGUUUGAUCGCCUACCUCCCCGUCAUCCGGUGUCACCUACACAACUCUUUGAGCAGUGAGGAAGACUACAUUGUGCUCUAGUGUUCUCCAACAAUCGUUACAAUGGGAGAUGUAAAGCUCGUCACAUUGCUGGACAUUGCCAAGCACCCAGAAUAUAGUGAAGAUGAGCUGAACAAGCUCUUCCAGCUCUUCUGCCGCUAUGCCGAACCCAAAAUGAAAAAGGGCCACAUCUCCCUUGACAGCUUCAAAAAGUUACUGGAGGCAUUGGAACUGACACAGACGCAUCUUGAAGCAAAGGAGACGUACGAUAAGGCUGCUAAGGAUGGAAAAAUCUCUUUGGAUGAGUUCAUGAAACUAGUUAAAGAUCUGACUGCUAAAACAGGGAAAAUCAAUUUGGAUCUGGUGGUGAAGCUGGCAGCCCAAGAAGAAGUGAAUGUAGAUGAUGUGGGUGUUGGUGGUGCCAAGAGAUUUUUUGAGGCCAAGGCUCGAAUUCUUGAGGUAGGAGAUGCUGCCUACAGAGCCUUUGAGGAUAAGAAAAAGGAAGAGGAAGAGAGAAAGAAGAGGCAAGAGGAAUUCAAGAAGAAGAGGGAGCAGUUCCAGCCAGCAGCAUAACUUCCGAUAACUGUUGAGAUGAUAAUUUGUGAACCUGCAGUGAAACUCCAAGUUGAGAACAAGAUAAUGAAUAGGAAUGUGGUAAUAAGAACCAGCAUAUUACUGUCGGAGGAAAUUCCAGUGCAAGACAGAACUGAAAAAGAUUCAUUUUGAAUUUUUCUUGAGUCGGCAUAAAAGUAUGCUUGUAUUCUAGCUAUUCAUAAUUUAUAAAGUAGGCCAUGUCAGAUAUACAAAUAUACUCUUAGUAAGAUAGAUGUGGCUUACAAAACUGCUUUAUUACUUAGUACAAUGAUUGUAGUAUGUUAGAAAGGUACAUAAUACAUUAAUAUUCAGGCAUAAUUUGCUCGUAGGUGUGCCUGAUGGUGCUAAAACUUGUAACCCAUAGUGAUACAGUACCUAGAAGAUCGAGAAAUGUUGAAGUUCACAUUUCCUAUUUGUUAAACAAUUAAAAUCUCUAAAUUUUUGAAUUGUUGAAAAAUAUCUAUUUAAGAAUAUAUAUAUGCAUGUAUGUAUACAUACAUACAGUAUACAUAGAUUAUUCAUACAUACAUUUACUAACCAAACUUUAAAUUUGGCUGUAUAAAAACAAACUUAGUGCCAGUGACAAUUGCAGUAAUUUUUCCGAUGUAGAAAAAGUGUCUAGUUUUGCUGUGUUCUAAGUAAUUUUUAACACCACUUAAUUAUUAGACACAAGUAUUUGGGCAUUUGCCCUUGAAUUAUUCAUCCUGUUAUCAUUCCAUAGUAAUUCAAGAAUUAGUAUUGAUCCAUCUAAUAAAUCACAUUCUGUCAUUAGCUUGCACAAAUGCUACAGUGUACUUUAAAAAAACUAAUCAUUCAGUUACUGUUGCUUGUAUAAUUUUAGUAUUUAUGUAAUUUACUGGUAACAGUAGUAAUAUAUUUUGUUAACCUGUUGGUAUGAAAAAUUUUUAGUACAGGAUGUCCCAUACUUACAAACAUCAUGACCUACACAUAUCUGCACUUAGAAACAGGGCACUUAACAGUAAACAGAACACCAAAUCUUAAACACCUUUUGCAUUAUUGUUUUCCAUACAAACAAUUUGUUUGCAUGUUAAAAAGCAGGGAAGGCAGUUCGUUUGUAAGUGGAAAGACCUCUUGUACUCUGCAUUUUCUCUUUGUGUGAUGAUCUACUUGGUGGACCAGUGGAAAGCCUUUCUUCAGUGUAAGGUGUCAUUAUACAAUAAAAAAUAAUCUAAGUUAUACAGUAUAUGAUAUCUAGAUUUGUACAAAAAUAAAAAAAAGAACUUUAAGUGAAGUCCUAAUUAAUUUUUUAAGUACAGUAAUUUAGCUCUUGCCUUUGUGAGUUGUGAUAAAUAAUUCUACUUCACCUAA
Cherax quadricarinatus is the source of this 2105-nucleotide messenger RNA. Its product is annotated as EF-hand domain-containing protein D2 homolog. The record is from RefSeq and is a predicted model, not a curated record. Lineage: Eukaryota; Metazoa; Arthropoda; Malacostraca; Decapoda; Parastacidae. Gene Ontology annotation, molecular function: calcium ion binding.